AUGGCCACCGACUACAGCAAAAAGACCAAUGCCGAUCUGGUCGAAAUCUUGAAGGCCCGAUCCCUUCCCCACACUGGAAAGAAGGCCGACUUGGUUGCCCGAAUCCAGGAAGAUGAUGAGAAGACCUCGUCGGCUCCUGCGGCGAAGACCGACGCUGCAGAGGACGUGAUUGACUGGGAUGACGAUGUUCCCGCGGAGAAGCCAUCUACCGAAGCUGGUGCCAACGCCAUUGCUGCUGGCGGCAAGGGUCCUGUCGCCAACCCCGUCGCUGUGCCGAACCAAAAGCUCGAUAUCGAUCCUGCUACCACCGAAGAGCUCAAGGUGGAAUCAACUGGCGCUGCCGCCGAAACUGGCGAGAACCCCGCAGCCGCCAUUGAAGUCGAGCAGAAGCCUGCCGUCGAUUAUACUAAGGGUCUCCCUACCACCGAUCUAGAGGCGGAGCUGGCGAAGCGCAAAGCUCGUGCUGCCAAGUUCGGCAUUGUUGAGGAUGAGGAGACUGCUGUGAAGGAGGCCGAGAAGCAGCUGGAGCGCGCAAAGCGUUUCGGCGCCGGUACUGCCGAGUCCACCACUGACGUUGGCGUCAAGGGCCUUGACGAAGCUCUCCCUGAGAAGUCCCGCAAGAGAGGCCGCACCGAACAGGGUGGACGCGGAGGCAAGCGACGUGACCAGGGCCGGGAUCAGAACCGAGGCAACCAGGGCAAUCAGGGUAACGCGGGCCGCCAGGGCAACCAGAACCGAAAUGCCGGAAACAAGGGUAGAAACGGCGGUGGAAACAGGGCGCCGAGCGGACAGCCGAAGAGCUUCAGUGAGCAGGAUGUCGCUGCGAUGGAAGCUCGCAAGAAGCGUUUCACAACCGCCGCUUAG
Molecule: messenger RNA, 864 nt
Organism: Penicillium atrosanguineum
Lineage: Eukaryota; Fungi; Ascomycota; Eurotiomycetes; Eurotiales; Aspergillaceae
Product: SAP domain-containing protein
Exons: 1
Coding region: 1-864 (287 amino acids)
Biological process (GO): poly(A)+ mRNA export from nucleus
Cellular component (GO): nucleus
Source: RefSeq, a predicted model, not a curated record